Messenger RNA from Neltuma alba, 2036 nucleotides. Its product is annotated as probable serine/threonine-protein kinase PBL19. Gene Ontology annotation, molecular function: protein kinase activity; ATP binding. The transcript has 4 exons. Gene Ontology annotation, biological process: protein phosphorylation. NCBI's taxonomy places the organism in Eukaryota, Viridiplantae, Streptophyta, Magnoliopsida, Fabales, Fabaceae. The coding region runs from base 376 to 1650 and encodes 424 amino acids. The record is from RefSeq and is a predicted model, not a curated record.
AUCAAUCUUCUUCAGUUCUUAUCUGCUUUUUUCAGUUUUAUGUUCAGUAUGCGUCUGGGUUUUCAUGGCUUUUUUGUUUGCUUUUCACGCAUAGGUAUGUUUAGAUUGAGAAGAAUGGAAGAAGAGAGGGAAGUGAACUUUUAAUUUGAAAUUUUCUUUUGCUAGAGAAUGGUUACCAAAGUUUAAAUCGAGGGAAUAUUGAACAUUGAAAAUCGAGGUAAUAUUGAACAUUGAAGUCCCAUUCUUAUCAAUCUAAACAUACUCUUAGCAUGUCGGUCUUCGUUUCCUCUGUUUGAUUUGUUGCAUUUUUGUAGUGAAGUAUUGGAGGAUCAUAGGUGUUUCUAUGGAUAUAGAUACUUGAAGAACUUACAUUCGAUGAAGUGCUUUUACUAUUUCAAAGAUAAAUACAAGAGCAGAGGACAAAGAUCAGCACCUGUGCUAAAAGAGCAAGAGAAAUCCCAGUUUUCAGGAGCUGAUAGAAUCACCAAAUCUGCAUGUUCUACAGCCUCCACUCGUAGUAUACCAGAAUUGUACGAGGAAAGGGCUCAUAAUUUGCAGGUUUUCUCUUUCACGGAGCUCAGGCGCGCAACAAAUGAUUUCAAUAAACUUUUUAAGAUAGGGGAGGGUGGAUUUGGGAGUGUAUAUAAAGGUUCAAUUCAGCCACUGGAUGGAAAAGGAGAUCCUAUUUUAGUUGCCAUCAAAAGGCUGAACAAGGAUGGCUUACAGGGCCAUAAACAAUGGUUGGCUGAAGUUCAGUUUCUUGGUGUUGUGGAGCACCCAAAUCUUGUCAAACUCAUUGGAUAUUGUGCGGUGGAUGGCGAACGAGGGAUUCAAAGACUACUUGUAUAUGAAUAUAUGCCAAAUAAAAGCUUAGAGCAUCAUCUUUUUCAUAGGGCAUAUGAUCCCCUUGCUUGGAGAACAAGACUUGAAAUACUACUUGGAGCAGCUCAAGGCUUAGCUUAUUUGCAUGAAGAAUUAGAAGUUCAGGUAAUAUAUCGAGAUUUUAAAUCUUCAAACGUGUUAUUGGAUGAAAACUUCAAGCCAAAACUUUCUGAUUUUGGACUUGCUAGAGAGGGCCCAAUCGCUGGCAAUACACACGUUUCAACUGCGGUGGUCGGUACAUUUGGGUAUGCUGCUCCAGAUUAUGUUGAGACAGGCCAUCUCACUACGAAGAGUGAUGUGUGGAGUUUUGGUGUGGUUCUGUAUGAAGUUCUCACAGGCAGGCGUUCACUGGAGCGAAACCGGCCGAAAAUGGAGCAGAAACUGUUGGAGUGGGUGAAACACUAUCCUGCUGAUAGCAAAAAUUCAUUGGAUCCACGACUCGAAGGGCAAUAUUCUCUCAAUGCAGCGCGUAAAGUUGCCAAGCUUGCUGAUAGCUGCCUUAGCAAGAGUGCAAAAGAGAGGCCAACAAUGAGCCAGGUGGUAGAGAGAUUGAAGCAGAUAAUCCAAGCUUCAGAUGAAGGAAAUGUUUCAGAGACAAGCUUCGAGGUAUCUGAAGUUGACCCGCCUGACCCUGUAGAAAAACCAGAUGAAUAUGGACCUUCAGAAUUGUAUAAGAAGAGGAUGGCUCAUCUUGCAAAGCUUGGUGAACAUGUUGAGAGUGGUAGUAGAAGAAGAUUAAUGAUCCUGCAGAAGGCUAAAGUCUUUUGAAAAGUUUCAUUACUAGCAGUAUUGCAUUUUGUCAGUCCUGAGGUAAAUUGAUUAAUUCUUGGAGGAUGAUGGAGAUCAAGAAGAAAAGGUUUGUAUAGAAUGGUUAAUAUGCUGUAAUUUCUAUUGAGUGGCCUCUUAUGUUGCAGUUUUAGUAGCUGAUAGUCCCAGUUAAACAUUAUUUGUAUAGUUCGCAUGGUAAAUGAUUCCAGGCGGCAUUAUUGUUCUUUCCUUUUUUUAAUACUUUUUUCUUCUUUUCCUCAAAUGCAUUUUUUUCCUUCCUUCCUUCCUUUCUUUGUUCAUUUCCUCAAAUGUACGUAUUUGUUAUUCAGCACUGUGUCAUGUUUAAACAUUGUCGGUUCUAAUUAGUAGUUACCCUCCCAACUUAA